AUUCCCUAUUUCUAUCUCUCUCCACAUUUUAUUAUUUUAUUCUCCCUCUCUCAAUCUCUCUCCCUCUCUUUACCUCCAUUGCAAACCAAGAUUUCUUUACAGCCUUGACAUCUCUCUCUCUCUCUCCACCAUGACACCACUUCACCUACCUAUUUCAUCCACAUCUGCUUUUCUUUACCACCAUUAAAUCAACUUAAAAGAAUAUAAAAUACUAUAUGAAUCUCCACAUUUGCCCUUAGAGAUUGGAUUUUUAAUCCUGCCCUCAUUUUAACAAUUUCUUAUUCAUUUUCUUCAUUCUUUUUGCCCCUCUCCAGGGUAUACAUUCUUCUACUUCCAAACUACGCCUCUUCACUUUCUUCUUAGCUUUGCUCUGUGUUUUCUUUAUAGCCCACCUGUGGCAUUGCCUCAUGUAUGCUUGCAGAGUCUCUAUUAGUUGAAAAGGAAGCUCCUUUAAUCUUUUUCUUGCUUUUGGAAUCUCAAGAUCGAGUGGAUUAAGUCUAGAUCACUGCCAAGUUUUUUGUCCAUUACUGGGAUCCAGAAGGCCAUGCCUAAUUUUGUAGAAAACUAGAAUUCUGGACGCAGUUUAGUUUUCGUGCCAAGUAGCCAAAAAUGGCAUCUGGGGAUUUAAACAGAGAGCUGAAGAAGAAAGUUUUGGGUAUGAGAUUAUGGGAGGUGAUUGGCAUCUGCGUUGGUGCAUUUAUAGUGUUGAUUCUGUGUAUCUUAUCUAUGUGGGUCACUUGUCGAAGAAGAUCUAAAAGAACAAAUAACAAGUACUCUGAUCCUCAAAUACCUUUUGCUUCGAAAGAUAUCAAGGUUGACAUAGUAGGGGACCGAAAUAUGAAUGAUCAUCCAGAAAGUUUAGUUGUUACAGUUCCUGAUAAAUCUAGCGAUAAGAAUUCUGAGAAGCUUUUGGUGCACCUAGGUAUGAGUAAAUCUAGUGAUGCUGAUAACAUCAGCCAGUGCAGCUCAAUGUAUUAUCAUGAGAGGCCUUGUAGUUCUCAGUCAGGGGAAGAAGGGAGUUCUGGUACGGUCCGAAAGCAGUCCUCCUAUGCAACUGCUUCUCCGUUGAUCGGCUUGCCAGAAAUGUCACAUCUCGGGUGGGGUCAUUGGUUUACUCUUAGAGAUCUUCAGCUUGCAACAAAUCGUUUUUCAGCUGAAAAUGUGAUUGGAGAGGGCGGAUAUGGUGUUGUUUAUCGUGGAGUACUAAUCAAUGGAACUGAAGUUGCAGUUAAGAAGCUUCUUAAUAAUCUGGGGCAGGCUGAGAGAGAAUUUAGAGUUGAAGUGGAGGCUAUAGGCCAUGUUCGACAUAAGAAUCUUGUACGACUUCUUGGCUAUUGUGUAGAAGGGGUACACAGAAUGCUGGUGUAUGAAUAUAUGAACAAUGGAAACCUAGAACAGUGGCUUCAUGGGGCCAUGCGCCAACAUGGUAGCCUUACUUGGGAAGCCCGCAUGAAGGUCCUUAUUGGUACUGCAAAAGCUCUUGCCUACUUGCACGAAGCUAUAGAACCAAAAGUCAUUCAUCGAGACAUAAAAUCAAGCAAUAUCCUGAUUGACCAUGAUUUUAACUCAAAAGUUUCUGACUUUGGAUUGGCCAAGCUCUUGGAUUCUGGAGAAAGUCACAUAACUACCAGAGUGAUGGGAACAUUUGGUUAUGUUGCUCCGGAAUAUGCUAACACUGGCUUGCUAAAUGAAAAGAGUGAUGUAUAUAGUUUUGGGGUCCUCCUCCUGGAAGCAAUUACUGGAAGAGACCCGGUGGACUACAGUCGGCCUGCUAAUGAGGUAAACCUAGUAGAAUGGCUGAAAACGAUGGUUGGGAAUAGAAGAGCUGAGGAAGUUUUGGAUCCAGAUCUUGAAACGAAGCCCCCAACACGUGCUUUGAAAUGUGCACUUCUGGUUGCUCUUAGGUGUGUUGAUCCAGACUCACAAAAACGGCCAAAAAUGAGUCAAGUUGUUCGGAUGCUUGAAGCAGAUGAUUUCCCUCAUCGUGAGGAUCGUAGAAAUAGGAAGACCCGCACAGCAAGUAUGGAAAUUGAAUCCAUGAAGGAUAACGGUAAUUCAGCUGAGGUGGACAGCAAGGUAGGACAGUCUGAAAACACAACUUCAGAGAUAUUACAUGAAUAGGAUGACCGAGUCUUGAUGGUUUAUUGAGCCUGCAUAGGCAGAUGAUAAGUUGACAAUACCUGCUUGGAAAGGAGUUCUGCUAAAAAAAAUUUAGCACACAAGAGAGCUGUUCAACUUCUGAUGGCCCAUUUGUGUUCUUGCAGCUUUUGUAAUGUUUCAUAAUUUCCUUCUUUAUUGCUCUAGAUGGAUGGAGAUAUGGACUUGAGAAAAAUAUUGUAUAGUCUAUUUUCUGAAUCCAUGUCUGACCUAUUUAAUCAUUAUCAAUAUAAUACCAUCAUUCUUUUUCUGCCA
Molecule: messenger RNA, 2412 nt
Organism: Daucus carota subsp. sativus
Lineage: Eukaryota; Viridiplantae; Streptophyta; Magnoliopsida; Apiales; Apiaceae
Product: probable receptor-like protein kinase At2g42960
Exons: 8
Coding region: 610-2121 (503 amino acids)
Biological process (GO): protein phosphorylation
Molecular function (GO): protein kinase activity; ATP binding
Source: RefSeq, a predicted model, not a curated record